GGGGGGGGGGCGAAACCAGACGUGUGUGUGUGUGUGUGGAGGGAGGAGGAAGAGAGUGGGAGGAGUUUCUCAUCUGCCGCUGCUGAAGUGAGGGCAGACCCAUCUCAAUAGUCUGGACCACGUACAGGUCCGGCCCCAUCCCAGUCCAUCAGGUUCGACAGCCGUUUGCACAGAGAAGCGCGUUUUUCCAGAAAGUCCAUUUUGUUCGGGAAAAAAAGUGAAGAUGGAGCGCAUGGAAGAUGAUAAGCCCAAGCAGAAGAAAAUCACCUGCUUCCUGCUCUACUGCGUGUCCACUGCCGUCAUCGGUUCGCUGCAGUUUGGUUACAACACCGGGGUCAUCAAUGCACCUGAACAGAAACUGCGUAGGUUCUUUCAAAAUGUUUCUCUGGAGCGCUUCAACGAGCCCUUCAGUCCGGGAGCCACCACCAUGGUGUGGAGUUUUGCGGUGGCCAUCUUUAGUGUGGGCGGCAUGUUGGGCUCCUUCAGCGUGGGGGCCAUGGUCAACAAGUUUGGCAGGAAGAAAUCGAUGCUGUUGGCCAACGUUCUGGCCCUGCUGGGAGGGGCCCUGAUGGGACUCUCCAGCCUGAGUCGCUCUUUCGAGAUGGUCAUCAUCGGACGCUUGAUCAUCGGCGUCUUCUGCGGUCUGUGCACCGGACUGACGCCCAUGUACGUGGGCGAGAUCGCCCCCACCGCCCUCCGAGGGGCCUUCGGAACCCUGCACCAGCUAGGCGUGGUUAUCGGCAUCCUGGUGGCGCAGAUCUUUGGUCUGGAGUCUCUUCUGGGCUCGGAUACUCUGUGGAGCGUCCUCCUGGCCUUGACCGCCCUUCCUGCCAUCCUGCAGAGCAUCAUGUUGCCCUUCUGCCCCGAGAGCCCCCGCUACCUUCUCAUUGUCCUCAAGCAGGAGGAGGAGGCCAGGAAAGCGCUGGUGCGGCUGCGCGGCUGCGAGGACGUGAGCGACGACAUCGACGAGAUGAAGGAGGAAGGGAUGCGGAUGGCCAUGGAGAAGAAAGUCACCAUCCCGGAGCUCUUCCGCUCACGGAACUACCGCCAGAUCAUCAUCAUCGCCAUCGUUCUGCAGCUCUCUCAGCAGUUUUCGGGCAUCAAUGCCGUCUUCUACUACUCGACGGGCAUCUUUGCCUCGGCGGGCGUAACUCAACCCAUCUACGCCACCAUCGGCGCCGGAGUGGUCAACACCGUGUUCACCGUCGUUUCCCUCUUCCUGGUGGAAAAGGCGGGCCGAAGGACCUUACACCUGAUCGGACUGGCCGGAAUGGCCAUUUCUGCCUUGCUCAUGACCAUCUCCCUUUCUCUGGUGAAAUCGACCCCGUCUCUGAGCUACUUGGCCAUCGUGGCCGUGUUCGGCUUCGUGGCCAGUUUUGAGAUGGGUCCGGGUCCCAUCCCCUGGUUCAUCGUGGCCGAGCUCUUCGCCCAGGGCCCUCGACCCGCCGCCAUGGCCGUCUCCGGUUUAUCCAACUGGACCGCCAACUUCCUGGUGGGCCUUGGUUUCCCCAAACUGGAGGAACUCUGCGGUCCUUACGUGUUCAUCAUCUUCAUGGUCUUGCUCAUCCUCUUCUUCAUCUUCACUUUCCUGCGGGUGCCCGAGACCAAAGGAAGGACCUUCGACGACAUUGCUCAAGGAUUCGCCGCCAGCGCCGCCGCCAAAUCCCCCAGCUCCCCCGCGCCCGAAGCGGAGGUUGCGGACCAACCCGGGAGCAAAGAACCUGCGCCCAUGUCCCCCUCGGAAAAGGUCCCCAUGGUGGCUCUUCCCGCGGAGAAUCCCUAAAUGAGAAAGAAAGUCAUGUGACAAGAAAGCGGGUCGAAAAGGUCAGUGGGACGACAUCACAUUUGAGUGAGCCUUUUUUGUAGUGUCAAACAAAUCACACUUAACAGGGUGCUUUGUGGGGGGGUUUUUGUGUGUGUUUUUUUUUUUUUUCUUUUCAUGUGGAAAUACCAAAAUAAUUAACCGAGGUCCUUGUAAACCUGCUUAAACGGAACCGCCAGGCCUUUCAAAGUUUGUUGACAUGCCUCGCAUACCGCCUCCUUUGUAAGAGGAUCAACCUGGGUUCAGUGUUCAGAACCCCCCCCCCCGCCAUCGGCCGCGUUAGGAGGUUACUGGAUUCCAGCUUUUAGAUAUUGAGGUCGAGCUCGGAAAAGCCAGGCUGACCUCGAAAACACUGAUGGCGCGGGCCCCGCCCUCCUCCCAGACCUUUCCCUGAGAUCCACAGGGGAAGACUGCCCGCCGACAGACCCCCCCCCCCCAAAAAAAAAGAAAUCAAUCCAAGCAAGGUCAGCCGUAUCAUUCUGCAGCAUAGGAACUGUUGGUGUGUGUGUGUGUGUGUGUAUAUACUUUGUAUUUGUUGGCCUCUGCUGCUCAAGAAGAAACGAGUUUGCGUGCACGUCUACUGCAAACGAGAAAUUUUGAUGGUAUGACGAUGAGGUGGCGCUUCAGCUCUUUGCGGGACUUUUUGCGUGACGACCGCUUGCAGCUUUCUCCGAUCAAAUGCAGCGCAAUGUACCACGUUGCUGUUUCGCCCGCCAUCUGCUGGCCUCUUGGUCAUGAAGUGAGUUGAGGAGCUUCAUUUGGACAAACGUAGUCAAAAUGAUCAAAGAGAAGGAAGCAGUGGAAACGUUUUGGAGGGGGGGGGAGUCGAAAACUUGCAUAGGCCUGUAGAGUGGCAAAAGUAGUGGCUGGCAGUGUUGCUUUUAAAUUGGUGAAGGUCAAUUAGUUUCAAUUGAUUUUUGGAACAGGUUUGAUUGAUUUUAAUAGUUCAAAAUGCUGCGUUCGUGUUUCCUUUUAUUCCGUUUAGUAUUAGAUUGAGCUUCUUUUUUUCCAUGUAAGGAAUAUUUGUUCACUGCAAGAUCAAAA
Messenger RNA from Hippocampus zosterae (dwarf seahorse), 2866 nucleotides. Its product is annotated as solute carrier family 2, facilitated glucose transporter member 3-like. Gene Ontology annotation, cellular component: apical plasma membrane; basolateral plasma membrane. The record is from RefSeq and is a predicted model, not a curated record. Gene Ontology annotation, molecular function: hexose transmembrane transporter activity. Lineage: Eukaryota; Metazoa; Chordata; Actinopteri; Syngnathiformes; Syngnathidae. The transcript is spliced from 11 exons. Gene Ontology annotation, biological process: response to insulin; monosaccharide transmembrane transport. The coding region runs from base 224 to 1783 and encodes 519 amino acids.